AUGUCUCCUCACGAUCCCAAUCUCUUCUCCCUCAUCAGCUCGGUCUUCGAGCCCAACUUUCUCAUCCUAGUCAGCUAUCUCCUCGUCAACGUCUGCCUUGCCUUCAGAGUCAUUCGAAUCGCAACUCGACGAUACCGUCAGCUCAAGCUCACGCCAUCCGAAUCGGGCGAGAUGGAUGCAGUAGAGCAACUCGUGGAUGCCGACUCAGGCGUAAUGGAAGCAUACGAGUCUCUAUUCAAGCACAAGAAACGACGGAAGAACGACAGAAGCGCCACUCCUGUCGCCGAUGCUCUCAUUCGCCUAGCUGCCUGGGCUGCCAAAACGAAUGCUAUCCGUGCCAAGUGCAUUUUGGUGCUGCUGGCGGUGGUAAGCGUAGGAUUAACUUGGUAUUACAUGUUGGCUUUCUUGCGGCAUUCUUAUUUGGCAUAUCUGGAAAGAUGCCAUCUCACCUCCUAUCCGCUGCCGCCUCCUCCGCCGCCGUUCAGCAUGAAGCGAUUGGAUCAGAUGAUACCGGCGCUGCACUUGCGUCUCUUGCGUAUUUCGCAGUGGCUUGCCUCGCUGAGUCUAUUUAAAGAGGCAUGGAUGGAAGUGAUCAAGGAUAACACUUCAUGGUGGUGGAGUGGUGAGAUUUGCAUCAUUACUGUGGGUGCUUGGGCGCUGUUCUUGCGUCGCGAGGCUGAACGCAUCCGAAUGCCGCAUGUUUGGAUGCUAAUGGCGCUGGGACAGCUGGUGGCAAUUAGUUUUGCCUUCAACCUGUUCAAUCUCGGCAUCAUCUACAGGUUGGAUACGAAGGAUUUAUUGGCCAGUCGCUGCAAUCAGGUGCAUAAGUCGAAACAUCGCGUUAUCGAGCCUUACAAAGAAGUCGACUUCCAAGAUUCUGAUAGCUUCUCUUCCGAUUCGGGCUCUAGCUCGGCGAGUGAUCCUCAUGCCGGUCAUCGUCCAGGAUACCAAGUAGCUCUUAGGACAUGUGAUAUUCAACGGGUCGAUUCGAGACCUCCUUCACCGCCAAGGCCUCCUUCGUCGUUGCCGCCCACGCCGAGUCGAUCGCCUGAUCCGGACGUGCCUAGUGUGGUGACGUUCAGUACGAGCUACAUUGUUAAGAAGACUCCGCUUCCCCCGAGGCCAACGAUGAUGGAUAAGGUGGCGAUCGCGUUGGCCAAGGUUGUGCCAGAGAGGUUUGCGUUGCCACUGUUUGUGGUGGCGGGUUUGUCGUCGGUGUUACAACAUCCCGAUAGUUUUGGCAAGGUGAUGGUUAUGCAUCUUUUUCCGUUGUUGAUUUCGGUUUAUCCGACUAAGUAUCAUUUGCAGCCGGUGGUUAAAGGGCGGGUUGGUGGUGGGAGAAGGGAGGAGGCGGAAGAGGAGGAGGAGGAGGAAGAAAGUAUGAUGUAUCCUGAAGAUACGCCUGGCCUAAGCACAUGGCAGGUACUGCGAAGGAUGAUGGGACGUAGUGAUGACAAGGUGCCGCUUUGGGAGGAUGUCAAGAUGAUGUAUUUCGCUCUUGGGGUUGUUAGUGUGAUUUUAAGGUUUUGGGUUACGAUUGCGUGUCUCAAGGAGAUGGAUGGUGACGGAGGGCUUCUUCAGCGGGGUUGGAGGACGGCAACGCUGCUCUUCCCCACGACAUUCUUCAGGCAUCCGGCACAGAGUUCGAUCAGUUCAGAUCACGUUUGCGUUGCGAUCAGCGCUAUGUUCUUUGUGCUCAUCGAGAGUGGGCUCUGGAUUUGCAAGGCUGCUGUUGCCACUCCCAGUGCCUACCUUGCUGCGGACAACAGCGAUGAGGAGUACGAUAACUUUGACAACACGCACACCAAGGCGUCCCCUUCGACGAUCAGCUUGGUCGAUGAGAAUAGCAAGCUUAUCGAGACUCAAGCGCGCGUCGUGGUGGCGUUGCUGCUUCUCUCGCCUCUGCUUGGAGGGAGUGCGACAAUGUCAUUCUACCUAGCUAUGAGGUGUGGAUGGGUGCAGCAGUGCGAGAGGCAUAAGGAAAGGAAGGAUAGAGAGUUGCUCACUGCUCCAUCCGGGUCCAGAUCAAGGGUGGUGGAGGAGAAAGAGGAAGUGAAGUUCAUUGAGAAUCAAAAAGGGGAGAGGUAUGUAGAGGUUAGGAAGACUAAGGUUGAGUUUAGUGGGAUCAGGACGGCAAGGGUUAGGCCUGGGAGGAUGCCGAGGGCGGUGAUGGAGGAGAUCGAGCGUUUGGAGGAGGUUCCUGUUAGUUCAGGAUCCGCGGAGUCGGACGUAAGGGUAGAAGGUGAGGGGCAGGGUGGUAAGCAGACAACGGCAAGGGGAGCUAGGGGAGCAAGAGCAGGAUCGGCUGCUGGAGAGAGCGAGAGAGGGGUUUCCUCUUCGUUAGACGAGCAACAGGGUGCGGGGAGGAGAACGACGCCUAUGAGGCAAAGGAAUCCGCCGCAGAGGUAUGGGGAUAUGAUGCCGUCUAGUAGCCCGGUCAGUUCUUCGUGGAGUUGA
Molecule: messenger RNA, 2457 nt
Organism: Ustilago hordei
Lineage: Eukaryota; Fungi; Basidiomycota; Ustilaginomycetes; Ustilaginales; Ustilaginaceae
Exons: 1
Coding region: 1-2457 (818 amino acids)
Source: RefSeq, a predicted model, not a curated record